Rhizopus microsporus ATCC 52813 is the source of this 1766-nucleotide messenger RNA. RefSeq lists its product as uncharacterized. Gene Ontology annotation, molecular function: potassium:proton antiporter activity. The transcript is spliced from 5 exons. The record is from RefSeq and is a predicted model, not a curated record. Gene Ontology annotation, cellular component: membrane. Bases 187 to 1689 code for a protein of 500 amino acids. Lineage: Eukaryota; Fungi; Mucoromycota; Mucoromycetes; Mucorales; Rhizopodaceae. Gene Ontology annotation, biological process: proton transmembrane transport; potassium ion transmembrane transport.
UUUGUCUUGGGAGCAUUUCAGAUCUAUGAACAAACUGUCAACCAAGAUCCUUACAAGGCAUCUUAUGACUUUAGGAGCCCAGCAUUAAAGCUAACGUUUGAAUUUCAAAGGGCAGUAAAAGUAUCUCAUCAAAGACUGCGAUCGGCAUCCUCUGUAUCAAACAAAUAUUCUGAACAGCACGAGCAUAUGCAUGAAAACUCUCACGAAGAAGAGGAGGACGUGGACUCUGUCAAGGAAAUAGUCAAAGAUAUGCUAAAGGAAGUAAGCGAAAAUGCAGACCAGUUGGAAGAAGAUAUGCAGCAAAACAUGAUUUUAUUUUCAGCUGAUAAUGCAAAGGUGGAAACAGUAUUAAAACUUGGAAGAGACAAUCCAAACGAGGAUAUGAUUAAUGCAAUUGUAGAUCAAGACAACAAUGAAUACGUCUUGAUGAGGCCCUCAGAUACAACAGUGAUUAUCGAAGAUCUGCAAUUGAUUCAUGAUUUCGUCUUGAUAUUAAUCACCGCAUUCGUAUUUGGCUGGGUUUUUUCUUGCAUUGGUUUACCUGCUUUCUUUGGGUACAUUCUGGCUGGUGUUAUUAUAGGACCAUCAGGAUAUAAUCUUAUACAGGAACUUAUCCAAGUGGAAACAUUGGCUCAGCUGGGUGUAGUGCUCAUCGUGUUUGUGCUUGGUCUAGAAUUUUCUUUGGAAAAGAUUAGAAAAAUGUGGAGAAUAGCCCUUGAAGGUGCUGUUACGUUGCUUUUGGUUACCGUAUUGUUCUUUCUGCUGAUGGCCUAUAUGCUCGGAGCUGACUAUAAAGAGGCUAUCUUCGUAGGAGCAUGCAUCAGCUUGAGCUCGACCGCUGUAGUAGUGAAAUGUAUUAGGUUAGACCAAUUAGAUCAUCUUUAUGGUCUACUGGUUAUGCAAGACGUCAUUUUAGGAUUUAUGCUGGCCAUCAUCCCUGCCCUUUCAAACACAGGAAUUCAAGUAGCAAUUGCCGUCUUGAAGAUAACUGUGUCCUUUACGAUAUUUGGUCUUGUGUGUUAUUCCAUUGUUAAGUUGAUACCUAUUGCUCCUCGUAUACUUCAGAAGACGUUACCUGUACAGCUUAUUAUGAAAAACCACGAACUUAUGCUGCUAGGCACAGUUGCUGUUUGCAUGACCAUGUUGAUUAUAUCAGAAUAUUUAGGGCUAGGCAUGGAAUUGGGAUGCUUUGCAGCUGGCGUCAUUAUUAGAUCACGUAAAGAUAUGUAUGAAACUUCACUCGAUGUCAUUGAGCCUGUACGCGAUUUGUUUGCUUGUUUGUUCUUUGCCGCUAUUGGUCUACACACGUACCCUUCUUUUCUAGCCUCUGAAGCUAUGCUAUUGCUUAUCUUAGCUAGUGGCGUUAUCGGCUUCAAAUUUAUUGCAAUGUGCAUCAUUCUAUAUUUAUUUAAAUUUGACAUACACAAAUCCUCUACCAUGGCAAUUGCGUUGGCACAAGUAUCUGAAUUUGGGUUUGUGCUGGCAUCACGAGCGAAGCAACUCUCUAUUAUUUCUCGUGAAGUUUACUAUCUCUUACUGGCUGUCACCUCAGUUACCUUGAUUGCAACACCUCUUCUUUUAAAAUUGACAAAUCAUCAGCAGCCACCUACUCAGACCCACCAUGGUUAUCAUCGUGAAGAUCACAGCAUCAUUUCAAUUGUUGUAGCUGAUAAUGAAAAAGAUGCAUGAUUACCUCUCAACUUUUGUAUAGACUAAAAAAAAGAGAGAAGUAUCUCCUAUUACUAUCUUUAUACACAUCUUCUCCC